Molecule: messenger RNA, 564 nt
Organism: Microdochium trichocladiopsis
Lineage: Eukaryota; Fungi; Ascomycota; Sordariomycetes; Xylariales; Microdochiaceae
Exons: 2
Biological process (GO): transmembrane transport
Molecular function (GO): transmembrane transporter activity
Source: RefSeq, a predicted model, not a curated record
AGACUUACCUACAUGGGAAUUUACGCCUUCACACUAGCCAGUAGCAACUACUUCACACCAGUCAUCUGCGGUUUGAUUGCAGAGUAUCACCGUUGGCAGUGGGUUUUCUAUUGGCCAGCGUUAUUCCUUGCGUUUGUCUUCAUACUGCUGCUCUUUUUCAUGGAGGAAACCAACUACACCCGCACGUGCCCGUCCCACAAACCGGCAUCCACGACGUCCCCUUCCACAGCUUCGGGAGCCGGGUCAAGUAGUCUGUCAGCAGCUGCGACAUCGCCAGCUGUAUCAGAACCCGGGGAAACAUACCCGGCGAUCAAGACUUACAUGCAAAAGCUGUCCAUUUGGCAGCCGUCUCCAGGCCAGGGAAUGCUUAGCCGUGCGUUACGGUCCGUCAGAUUUCUGUCGUGGCCCAUUAUCUUCUAUGCUGGGUUUUCCUACGGGACAUACCUGAUCUCGUUCAACGUCUUGAACGCCACGGCAUCAAUGAUCCUUUCCGGUGAGCCAUAUAACUUUCCCCCUUCCCUGGUCGGGAUCAGCUAUUUCUCCUGCUGCGUAAACAUGCAUUAG